GUGAGGCGUACACGGAAGAGAGAUAGGAAAGGCGGAAGUAAAGGCCGGAGGAGAAGGAAGAGAAGGAGAUCUCCCGGCGGGAGAGAGGAGGCGGAUACUGGAAGGCAGCUGUGACUCUCUAAGGUUAUUUGCCAGUGAUCCCACCAACCGUUCCAUCACCUCCUGUGCCUUCAACGCCACUGCUGUCUUCUGCUGUUGCAGCCCACUGAUCUCCCAAGGAAAUGGCCGGUCGAGGCGGAAAUGCUCGACCAAACGGGCCGGCUGCCGGCAACAAAAUCUGCCAAUUCAAAUUGGUCUUACUAGGGGAGUCUGCGGUGGGGAAAUCUAGUCUUGUCUUGCGUUUUGUCAAGGGUCAGUUCCACGAGUACCAAGAGAGCACAAUUGGAGCUGCAUUCCUAACGCAGACAGUAUGUUUGGAUGACACAACGGUGAAGUUUGAGAUCUGGGACACCGCUGGGCAGGAGAGGUAUCACAGCCUGGCCCCCAUGUACUACAGAGGAGCACAAGCGGCUAUUGUAGUAUAUGACAUUACUAAUACAGAAACCUUUACAAGAGCAAAAAACUGGGUGAAAGAGCUUCAGAGGCAAGCUAGUCCAAACAUUGUAAUUGCCUUGUCUGGGAAUAAGGCUGACCUCUCCAGCAAAAGAGCUGUAGAUUUUCAGGAAGCUCAAGCCUAUGCAGAUGACAACAGCUUGCUAUUCAUGGAGACGUCUGCUAAAACCGCUAUGAAUGUGAAUGAAAUAUUUAUGGCUAUAGCUAAGAAGUUGCCGAAGAAUGAGCCCCAAAGUGCACAAGGAGCCCCAGGAAGGAACAGAGGGGUUGAUCUCCAGGAAAACAACCCUCCUGCUAGGAGCCAGUGCUGUAGUAGUAACUGAGUUCCUUCCUUCUCACUUGUCGCCUAUUUGGUAGAGGAGAAAGGAGUCAAAACACAGAAAUAUCCAUAAUUACAAUACCAUUAAAAGCUUCAGAUCAAGAAAUAAACCAACAAGAAAAUCUGAGAUGAGACUGGAAAUCCACUCUAAUCAUACUUGGUCCUCACAGAACCAGAAUGAACUCUGGCUCUGAAGGGGCUAAGAUAGACGCUGUGAACCUGUAUUGUACCAUCUUCACCACUCCAGUUUGUAAAUGAUCAGCGUCCUGAUGGAUAUCUCAUUCCACCUGCACUUUUUUCCUUGUAUAAAUACUAAUUCAAUUUUUAAGUCUUAAGUCACUUUUAAUAUAUGUAUUAUAAAUAUAUAAAUAUGAACUAUGAUCUGAUUAACUUUCCAUUUCCUUGCCCUCUUGUCCCUCCUCCAUUUUAGUAGCUUUGGUGGUGGGUACAAAAGGGUAGAGGUGCUCUCAGAAUGCUAAAAGUGCUUCUGAUCGAACUUGAGGAACCUGUUCAUCAAAAGUUCUUAAAGGGUACCCGUGAGGUUAGAAAACAUGGGAGCUGCCAUUGCUUUAUUUUCUUUUUUUACGUGCAGGCUCCAGUAUUGUCACCCCGCUCCUGUCUACACUACCAUGUGACAUUUAAUCUGGAUUAAGCAUGUGACCUGCACAGUCUAGAUUAGAAUGUCUGAGCUCCAGUUCUGCAAAUCCUUGCAUACUUGAUUCAGAUCAGUGUCUCACUAGGUAGUCAAGUCAGGCUCGGGAUUACAGCACAGGUCUGCACCUUUACUUGCUAAGCAAGUGACCGCUCCCAUAUUUAUGGCCUCAAAGGUUUCAUAUAAACAGUAUAUUGUAAGGACAGAAAGCUGUGUACAUUGACAUGCAUAUAUGUAUGGAGUGUAUAUGAAUAUAUAUUUUUUUCAUAUGUUUAAUCCCCUUAAUACAGAAUGCCUUGCUAAGUUAAACUUUAAUCCAAUUGCCUUUCUGGAAAAAAAUGGGAUUAAUCAAAAUGGCACCUUGGAGCUAAAACGGCUUACCAGGAAGUCAGUUUUGUCAUUUUUGAAGAAAUGGGUUGCUCAUUGACUUUUCCCUUUUUGCCUUUCUUCAGAAAUAAUCAUGUUUUAUAUUCUUCAUAGGUAUCUACAGUCAUGUGAAUCAUGUAAACGCUGUAAGGGCCAAAAAAGCACUUAAGUAGUGGUAAAAAAAAAUCACAGAAUGGUUUUAAUGAUCCGUGGCAUUUUCUGGAACUUAGUCUGUUUGCUGGAUCAAACUGUCAGUGUUUUGCCAUCAUGUUAUGAAGAUAUGACAAAAUCACAUUUUACUUGACAGCCACCUAAUAAGCCAUUUUAUUUAUACAUCCCAUAGCCAACCAAAUAGGGUCGUUUCUGCAAUCAUGUGUUCUAUUGCUUUAUAUGAGGCUGGGGAAAAAAGUGGUUUGCAGAUGAUUAGCUGGCUACACACACACCACAGUAUACCAUGUGAAAGCAGAUGAGAGAAUAUUUUUUUUUUUGGCAUAUAGCAGUCUGAAUGUUGUAUAAAUGCUGUUAUUACUUAUGAGUAGACUCUGAUCUCCACCAUAAAGUUACCCCAGUAACUGUAAAUUAGGGCCAGUACAGACAUCUUCAACACUUAUGUAUCGUCAUUAUUUGGGAGCUGUGAAGCUGAUUUUUGUAAUUUUGGCUAUCUAAGGUGUCUUUCUGUCUCUAUACCCAGUCACAUGACCAAAUAUCAGUUGUGAGUAUUAAGGGGAAGGGAACUUCUAUUUUUUUUCUUCAUAUUCUGUAUUGUAUGUUCUCUGCAAUAUGUACUUAAUCAGUAUAUCUUGAUAAUACAGUAUGUACCCAAAUAGAAA
This is a messenger RNA of Rana temporaria (common frog), 2719 nucleotides long. It is a transcript of the gene RAB5C, whose product is annotated as RAB5C, member RAS oncogene family. The transcript has 6 exons. The record is from RefSeq and is a predicted model, not a curated record. The coding region runs from base 222 to 875 and encodes 217 amino acids. Lineage: Eukaryota; Metazoa; Chordata; Amphibia; Anura; Ranidae. Gene Ontology annotation, molecular function: GTPase activity; GTP binding.